Arachis stenosperma is the source of this 465-nucleotide messenger RNA. RefSeq lists its product as uncharacterized. The transcript has a single exon. Bases 1 to 465 code for a protein of 154 amino acids. The record is from RefSeq and is a predicted model, not a curated record. Lineage: Eukaryota; Viridiplantae; Streptophyta; Magnoliopsida; Fabales; Fabaceae.
AUGGCGUUCUAUAGGAAGUAUUUUCCAGAGUCGAUGAGAGAAACUAAGGAUUUAGAGUUUAUGCAGCUGAAUCAAGACUCGUUGUCUAUGGCCGAAUACACUAGUAGGUUCGAGAAUCUCUGUAGGUUCUCUAGGAUAUGUCAAGGUGCCCCGGAGUCCUAUGAGAGUUGGAAGUGCGUUAAAUAUCAAGGAGGCUUGGAGGAUAUCAUUAUGGCUAUUGUGACUCCUUUGGAGAUUCGAAUCUUUUUCGAGCUUGUGAACAAGGCAAGGGUGGUGGAAGACUGUGCCAAGAAGGAAGCUAAGGUGAGAGGAAAUCGUGGUUAUACUGACAACCGAGCUCGUGAUGAUUACCUUGGACCAAGAGGACAGAAAUUUAAGAGAAAUGGUGAAGCAAAGUCGUCAAGAGCUUACUCCCCUGAUUUGAGGUGUCAAGAGUGUGGGAACUACCAUUCGAAUAAGCCAUGA